Messenger RNA from Caenorhabditis remanei, 486 nucleotides. RefSeq lists its product as uncharacterized. Gene Ontology annotation, molecular function: protein binding. The transcript has 2 exons. The record is from RefSeq and is a predicted model, not a curated record. The coding region runs from base 1 to 486 and encodes 161 amino acids. Lineage: Eukaryota; Metazoa; Nematoda; Chromadorea; Rhabditida; Rhabditidae.
AUGAGGACUCCAUUUCCUCUUCUCCGUCUUCCGUACCUUGUACUUAUGCCUGUCUUGAAACAAAUGAACUUUUUUGAAAGAAUUGCACUCUCGAUUUUCUCCAGACGAGCCAGAAUGUUUUUGAAAAUGCCCCAAAGGAAGAGUAAACGUAUCAAUUUGAAACUCAAGUACGACACUAUAGAGAUGAAAGUGUUGCUUGAUAACUGGGAAGAAUUGAAACUAGAACUGUAUCCGAGUGGAUAUGUAGAAUUGAGAUACCGAGAAGAUGUAUUUUUAUGGAGAACAAGGGGAGUACCUCCAAUGGACUAUGCUGUUUCAAUUAUGGACGUCAUGCAUUGCAAGUCGAUUUAUCAGUUCAAAAUAGCUGAAAUAUCUCAAUGUGAUACUCUUCAUCUCCUUGUGAACCUCCCGAAAAUCGAUAAAGUCGUUGUUUACAGCGAUUUGUCCAACGUUUGCCCAGUAGAGUCCUGGCUUCGAAGAAUUUGA